GAGCACCUUGACGUAGCGCAUGAGACCCAAACAUUCCGAAAACCUCGUGGUUUGUUUUGGGCGAUAGAACCGCGAGAAGGCAUGGCUCAUGUUGCAGUGCUCAUCUAAAACAACAUUUUUACCUCCAGUAGCUUGGUUUUGGAUAGGCUGCGGGGGUGGACUGUUAACACACUAGAUACUUGUUGAUCAAACCUACUAGCUGUCUGAUUGGUCCAAGAUGUCUGGGGAUCAGAAGCAGCCUAAUUGUUCAUCAUUUGAGAGGAAUAUCUCCCAGACUUCUGAUGCUGGUGGCAACCUGUCUCAGCCACUGUCUGAUGACACAUUCAGUAUGCUAUGGUCGCAACUUGUUGGUGUUACAGACAAUGGGAAUAUCAACUCUGUCUGUGCCAAUCCUGUGGAUUGGAAUUUUUCUGAAUUCCAAGGUGGGGAUUUGGUGGAGAACAAUGUGGAUGUCUCUUUGCAGCAAAUUGAGCUUGGUCCACAAGGUGUUCCUCUGGAUAUCAGUAACUUCACUCAGACCCAGUCGUUCCAACCCAAUAUGUUGCCAGACAAUGCUGCCCCUGGUCCUCCAAUGUCUGAGUAUUCCACUGAUACGACUACUACCCCUCCACCUACCAGUGCUGCAUCACAAGCCUUGCCCAGCAAUGUGGACUACACAGGUGAUUAUGGAUUUGAAAUCUACCUGGGGCAGCCUACCUCAACUGCUGCAAAAAGUGUUAGCUGGACAUUUUCACCAACGCUAAAGAAGUUGUUUGUAGAUAAGGACAAGGCCUGUCCAAUAAUGUUCAAGACCAGUCUGGAGCCUCCACCAGGUACUUACAUCCGGGCCAUGCCUAUCUUCAAGAAACCAGAGUACGUACAGGAGGCAGUCCGCAGGUGCCCCAACCAUCAAGGCCCACCAUCAGAACGCUCAGCUCACCACCUCAUCACUUGCUCGGAUCCAUCUGCCUUAUACGAUGAAGACACUACAACUGGCAGAAUGAGUGUAGCAAUGGCCUACAAUAUGCCACAGGUUGGCACUGAGCAUACCACCUACCUCCUGACCUUCAAGUGCUUCUUAUCCUGUGUGGGAGGAUUGAACAGGAGACAGAUUCAAACUGUCUUUACUUUGGAAAACAGUGGCCAAGUCUUAGGGAGGCAGGUGAUUGAUGUAAGAGUCUGUGCAUGCCCAGGCAGAGACAGGAAAGGAGAAGAGAAACACCAAACAGAAAAACAAAAUAAGAAACCACUCAAACGGGGACAGAGUAAAAUGACCCAGUCAUUCAGUGUGACACAAAUAGGAGGCAAGAGGAAAAAGCCUGAUGAAGAAGUGUAUUGUAUCAUGGUCAAAGGUCGUGCCAACUAUGAGUUGCUAAUGCGUAUCAAAGAGUCACUAGAAUUGAUGUCAUACGUUACUCAAGAUCAGCGCAACCAACACAAGACAGACCAAACACGACUUCAGCAGCAAAUUCACAACAUGCCACGAUUCAGCUCCUUCCCUAGCAAUGCCUCCCAGCAACAAGGAGCGUCACCUCCUAACAACCCACCACUCCUGACCAAUCAACCCUCCAUCACAUCCCAGAUGGCUGGUCUACACAGACAAGACACCCUGCCGUUGCACACAUUUGCCCGUCAUCAAACCCCAAACACCAACCAUGUCCAUGACCACUGUGAUGGACCAUCAGCCAUGGAGGUAGACCACCAAGUCAAGUUCACUGAGGAUGUAGUCUCAUCACAGGAAAUCAGCAGCAGUCAGAUGUUAGCAGGUCAGAGUUCACCAAGUGGUCAAAGGUCGGAGGAUCAUGCCGGAUUGGGUCAGGUGGCAGGAACUAGUCAGGUGUCUCCUGUCGAUAGAAGUAUUGGCAGUUGGUUGGGCAGCCUAGGAUGUCAGCAGUACCUUGAUAUCUUCAAUAAGAAAGGAAUACGGACCAUUGACCAACUGGAUGAGAUCAACUUGGAGCAGGACUUUGCCGGUAUUGCCAUGCCUCAACAACAUCGUGAGAAGCUGUGGAAGGCCAUCCUACAGCUGAGAAAUCCAAUCUUCUUGACCAGUACGCCCAGCAGUCUGCUACGGACAGGCAGCAAUGCCUCCACGGCUAGCUUGGGUGGUCUGUCAGGGCUGUCUGCAUCACAGGUACAACGCAUCCAGGCAACCAGAUUCACCCUCAAACAGACCAUGUCAUUUCAAGUCAAAGAGGAGAAGGAGGAUACUUAACGGAGUCAUGCUGACAGUCCAGACCAAGGAGUAGUAUUACAGCCCACUGGCUGGUCAAACAAUGGUUGUUAUGCUGGAAAUGGAGACGGGUUGAUAUCAAAGUACAUAUACUGGCAGAAGUUAAAGAAGUUGCUAUAAGCGGUGGGUUCAAGGUCAGUAGGUUAUCUGAACAAAGAUCGUUAGGGAGUGUACUGUACAGCUGGAUAAAAUAGCAUUUUUAACUUAUGCUGGAAAUAAGCAUACAUGUGCGCAAUGAAAAACACAUUGUAUGAAAGCAGAUGCUGGAGUACAUGUAGUAAAUUACUUCAGUCUCAGGUAAUAGUCGUCUUAGGGUCAUCAUUGGAUCCAAAUUUCAUUGAUAAGGUGGUGGCAAUCAUGUAAACAAAUUGUGAAGUCAAAGAUGAGAUGAUCUGUACCACAGAAUGAUUGCGAGACAUCCCAAUAGGCAUCAGUGAUCAGUGUUUGUCUAAUAUUGGUUGGGAUAUUUAUUGUUCAAUGUAUUGCAUAGAAACUAGCCACACCUUGUUAUCUCCCAACCCAGUGCAUUGAGGUAACCAGCACAACUUAUCGACUUUGUGGGUCCAAUGGAUGAACAGUAGAUGAUGCAUUGUGAGCACGCUGAUAGAUCAGUGUGUGGGGCAUAGCAUGUGUGCACUGCUUCAUGUGCAUAUGAUGCACAGUGCACACAGCUGAUUUGAUUCUGAAUGUUUACAAACCUGCACCAACCCUUAUUAUCUUGUUGUACAGUGGGAUAGCAUUCAGUAAUAGCCUGCCUACGUGUAACUCUCUCCAUUUAACCAAUGAGGGAGGACGUGUGCAUUGAAUCAAUGUUUUUGGAGCCGCUGUACAAGUACAAUCUCCUGUCAAUACAAAGGCAGAAGUGGGGCUGAAUUCAUAAAACUGCUGCUGAACGUUUCGUCGUUACAAAACCGGGUUGUUUUCAUGAACUGACACCCGGCACAGUGCGGCACUUCUAGCUCGCACUCGGUACAUUUUCAUUUUCAAGAACUGACACUGAUCUUAAUUUCACCAAUUAAAACUUUUUUUAAUUAAAUUUUUGUGUAAGCCCACAAGGAUACGGAUGGAUUAAAUUCCUGUUAAACCUUUUCAAAACAUUUUUCUCCAUUCUUCAUUGCCGCAACAAGCUUGGGUUUGUGAAAACGAAAAUCGUUCUAUUUUGCGUCAGUGUCAGUGUAAUGGUUGAUUAUGCAGUUUUCAGGAACUGGCAUCCACUUGCGCGUGAGUGUCAGUUCGUGGUGUCGGUAAAUUUCAAACCCAUGACAGAUUUGCUCAACUUACAAAAGUAAUGAGCCAAAGAGUAAUGUGAUACAUAGUGCUUGUAAUUUUGGUUCAGCUGAUUUUGGGCCAAGCAAUACUAUGUGCUUGGGAGAUAAUUGUACAUGUAUGUUAAGCAACAUACUUACUUGAAUGGAAGCAAACGUCUUUGUAUGCAUUUCUCUAUGGGAGAGAAUGCUGGAUGUUAGGGGAGAAUGUCAAAUUGAACAGUUGGUAUUACUCAAGGUUACCCUCAAGGUUUUACAGGGUUCAACUUUGAGUUUACCACUUGCUUAUUUCAUUUUGCAUUCUUCCCCAAAUGCUACCUCAUAACUGCAGUUGGCAGCUACAAAGCUGUUGACAGAAACACACCAUGAUUAUAAUGAUUACAUGACUUGACUGCGUAGCAGUUGUAUUUAUUUUAAUAAUCAUUUCAACUACAUGCAUAUCUUCUUGUGGAUUGUAUGCAGGUAAAUAUGCAAAUUAUUCCUUGAAAGAUUCAUUGACGACCCAUUGUUGGAAUUUAUCAUUGUAACAUGUAAAUGUUUAUGUGUGUCUCCAUAUACAGGUGAUGUGUGCUUAAAUUCAAAUGGGAAGAAUAUUGCAUGUGUUUAUGGCCAGUGAGCUUGUAUAAGCUGGUACCACUCCAGUGGUAUUUUGUUUUGUUAGUUUGGAUGAUUUGGUAAAAAGUGACAAAUACUGAGGAUGAAUAAGUUGUACUUGUGACAGUUUUCUUCCUCUUUUGGAAAUGGAGACAAAUAAAACAGGAAAGAAAUGUUUGUAUUUAUAAUUCAGGUAAAUGUAGCUAGAAAAAAAU
Molecule: messenger RNA, 4286 nt
Organism: Patiria miniata (bat star)
Lineage: Eukaryota; Metazoa; Echinodermata; Asteroidea; Valvatida; Asterinidae
Product: tumor protein 63-like
Exons: 13
Coding region: 218-2194 (658 amino acids)
Biological process (GO): apoptotic process; regulation of transcription by RNA polymerase II; protein tetramerization
Cellular component (GO): nucleus
Molecular function (GO): DNA-binding transcription factor activity, RNA polymerase II-specific; RNA polymerase II cis-regulatory region sequence-specific DNA binding; protein binding
Source: RefSeq, a predicted model, not a curated record